Messenger RNA from Polistes canadensis, 2588 nucleotides. RefSeq lists its product as uncharacterized. The transcript is spliced from 15 exons. NCBI's taxonomy places the organism in Eukaryota, Metazoa, Arthropoda, Insecta, Hymenoptera, Vespidae. The record is from RefSeq and is a predicted model, not a curated record. Bases 1 to 2505 code for a protein of 834 amino acids.
AUGAAGAUACUUUAUUUACUUAUCAUGGGUUUUGUCUACAAUUUAGUUUUAGGCAUCCAUGCGCAAGAAAAUGCUGUGCGUACUCUUCCAACUUCUCUUCGUGAAUGUUAUGAAAAUAAAUAUCUUUUAGAAAGGGAUAAUAGAUUACCCCAUACUUUAAAUACACUUAUAGCAAUAGUGCGAAAAAUUGAAAAUUCAGAAGGAUUGAAUAUGGACCUUAGAAGUUUGUCUGUCGCAUUAUUACAUCGUUUUCGCCAAGAUGGUAUACGUCCAAACCCAUCUGUGGUAUCACAAGAUGGAAUAUCUCCUUACGCGCCAACUGGUCACGAAUUUUUUCGUCAUGCAAAAACACUUCGAUUUAUACAAGGAAAUGCAAUGUUGUUUCCUAAUAACAGUAUUACUGCUGUUGAAAGAUGUACUCUGCAUUUUAUGCUGUCAAGUAGCGUAAACAUUUUUGAAAGAGGCGAUGAAGGAACAGUUUGCAGAUCUGCGAAUAGUGCAUACAGAAAUAUUAGAAGUAUUGAUAAAAAUGAUAGUAACAAUACAAAAAAUAUUAAUGACGAUGUUGAAACUUUAUCUCCAGAAGAAAUAGAAACAAUAAAAAAUAGAAAAGAUUCAACGGAAAAUGCAGUAGAUCCUAAUUCAUUCUAUCCAGAAUUGCCACCAAAUCAUCCUGAUAAAGGAAGAAUAUUUGCUCUACCACCGCUAAGUAAAUGCCCUGUUGAGAAUGGAGUAAUUAAGACUCCUUGGGGAUCAAUUUCUGGUGGCUCAAUUCUUGCUGGUAUAGCUGCAGCAGUACAACCAGAAAAUAUUAUACUUCGAGAUGUAUUGAAAGAUGAAAUACUACAAACUACAUAUUCAUCUGAUAUAACUUUAGAUAAUAAGUGGAUAGCCACAUUAGCUGGAGACUUAGCUGAAGUUGCGCUUAUGCAAGGUCCUAGAGGAGAAAAAUUACAAGUAGGAGUAAAUGGAGAUUGGAAUUCUACUGCAAUGCCACGUUGGUAUUUUCUAAAUUCUAAUGAGAAACUUCAAUUUACGACUGCCGAAAUUAGAGGAGAUCUGGAUGGAUUGAUUCUUGCUAAUGAAGUUAAAUCGUGGUAUUCAAAAAUACCUAGCUUACGUCUUUCUCAAAUUUUGGAUAUGUAUUACAGUGCUCCAGGCUUAUUUAAUUCUACAAUUCGAGCAUGUAAUCGUAGAUCGUUGUUUAGAUAUGUUGCACCUAAUUCUACAUUAUCUGCACAGGCAUACAGCGCAUCUUUAGUAUUAAGUGAAAAUUUAGCAAAAGCCACACUAAAACCACCUAUUAUAGAAAAAUUUGCAGUUGAUGCUGCAAAUGAAUUAUCAACAUAUAUACCUUCAUCAAUGAACCAAGAUUUAUCAUGUCAAGAGACAGAUCGUCUAUUUGAUUCGACUACAGUUUCUGUGGACUUGACUAUUAUUCUUGAUACAAAUUGGCCUUUUAAAUUAGUACAACUCAUAUUAGCGCAUAUGUUAGAAAAUACGGAGAUUAAUCAGUUCAAUAGUAAUUUUACUAUACUUAAUGGCUAUGAUGGAAGUAUAAUAAUUAAUAGUACCAAUACUAUUUUAAAUUUCAACAGUUUUAAUUCUUCUAAUUAUUCUAAUGUUCAUAAAGGUUUAAACCUAUCUAAGUCACUUCAAAUGUUAAGAACUUUAGAGCAAGAUAAAUUAAAUAGAGAGCAUAGCGAAGGUAUUGGAGGAAAAGCAUCAGAUGUAGUGUUAAUUAUGCCAUAUAAUGCACAGUUAUCGCAAUCUGAUAAAGAAUAUUGUUUAGAACAACUCAAAUAUAUGCGUGAAGAAAUUCCAGAUGCAACCAUCCUCAUUUUAACUUAUGGAUCAAAGGAUACAUGGGCAAAUAUAGUACAAGAUUCUACAUCAGAUUUGUUCUCAGUUGGACAGGCAGAUACUAGAGAUGGUUUAGCACCACUUGAUAAACUUAUUUCAAGAAUAAAACAAAUUCCUAAAAGAUUAAUUAACACACAAUGUGGUGCAAAUUAUGUUUCAAUUGGAACUUCGAAUUCAUUUGUGGAUUAUGUCCAACCACAGGGAAUAAACUUUUAUAGACUUCAUCCUAAUUAUUUCUUUUCUCAUGAUACUACAGCUACAGUAAAGAUUUUAGGAUCUGGUUGGGGAUCUUUAACAGUAUGCACAUCAAGAAAUCUAUUAUAUGUUAAUACAACAAAAGCUAAUCAAGAAGUUUCUUGCACAUCAAUAAGUAACAACGAACAUAGUGUUUCAGUUUCUUGUGGCGAUGCUACAUUUAUUCAUGAAUGUCAACCACUAUAUAUAUCUGUAACUGCUAAUGUUUCUGAUAUAUCAUAUCAAUGCACAGAUCCAAGCAGGUGUAGAUAUCCACAUAUGAUAAAGUAUACUAUUUCAUACGAGCAUUUAGUAUGCACAAGUAGUGCAAAUAAAAUGGCAAUCAAUUCUAUUGCUUUGAUAAUAAUAGCAAUGUAUUGUCUUUUAUCAAAUAUCAGAUCUUAUUAAAAAAAGUUAUUUAUAACAAAAAUAAUCUAUGAUUCAAACUAUCAAAUAAUAAGUUUUUAAAAAAAUCAUUAUAAAAUUUAAUU